AUGGUCAAUGAGCACAACACAACGCUCUCCUUGCAAAUUGCACUUGGGAUCUCGUUGAGCCUCCUUCCAAUGCCAACACGGUGUCUGGCUCCGCGUCUCUGGUAUGAUCGUUUCGUGGCUCAUCUCACCACGCUUGGCUUCUCAAGUUCCAAGUAUGACCCAUCCUUGUUCGUAUACAAGCGUGACACCGGCGUUACGUAUCUCCUUUUGUACGUGGACGAUAUUGCCCUUACUGCCUCGUCUACUGUGUUCCUCCAAUGUAUCAUCCGUGCUCUUUGCUCUGAGUUCAAGAUGACUGAUCUAGGUGUCCUGCACCACUUCCUGGGGAUCGCAGUUUCUCAUAACUCUUCUGGCUUAUUUCUUUCGCAAGAAAAUUAUGCUGUUGAGCUUCUUGAUAGCGCCGGCAUGUCCAACUGCAACGUGGUCACCACAUCGAUUGAUAAGUCUGCCAAGCUGCCCACUAAUGCCAGUCCGUCGGCGGCCGACCCCUCGGCUUAUCGCAGCAUGGUUGGAGCCUUGCAAUACUUAACAUUCACCCGGUCUGCUCUUGCAUUUGUUGUCCAGCAAAUUUGUUUGCGCAUGCAUGAUCCACAUGAAGCUCACCUUCUUCUUAUUAAGCAUGUGCUUCGUGAUGUCAAGAGUACUGCUCGCUUUGGUCUUCAGCUCCACCGCUCAUCGCCAUCCAAACUUCUGGCCUAA
Phragmites australis (common reed) is the source of this 699-nucleotide messenger RNA. RefSeq lists its product as uncharacterized. Bases 1 to 699 code for a protein of 232 amino acids. The transcript is spliced from 2 exons. The record is from RefSeq and is a predicted model, not a curated record. NCBI's taxonomy places the organism in Eukaryota, Viridiplantae, Streptophyta, Magnoliopsida, Poales, Poaceae.